CACUUUCCCCAAUUAGCCAGUUCACACUGAACGUAGCUAAUAAUUAAUGGGCACCGACCCUAUAUGGCUGAAAAUAUGUGGACAUCUGACCAUUACACCUAUAUGAGCUUGUUGGACAUCCCAUUCCAAUACCAUGGGUAUUAAUAUGGAGAUGUUCCCCCCUUUGUGGUUAUAACAGCCUCCACUCUACUGGGAAGGCUUUCUACAAGAUUUUGGAGUAUUUCUCUGGGAAUAUGUGCCCAUUCAGUCAAACAACUACGGUCAGGCACUGAUGUUGGAUGAGAAGGCCAGGCUCGCAAUUGACAUUCCAAUUCAUUCAAAAGGUGAUCAGUAGGGUUGAGGUCAGGGAUCUAUGUAGGCCACUGGAGUUCCUCCACACUAAACUCAUCAAAUCAUUUCUUUAUCAUAGCUUUGUGCACAGGGGCACAGUCGUGCUGGAACAGGAAAGGGCCUUCCCAGAACUGUUGCAAUGAAGUUGGAUGCAUACAAUUUUCUAUGUCUUUGUAUGCUGUAAAUUUAACAUUACCCAUCACUAAAACUAAGGGCCCAAACACUGAAAAACAGGCAAGACCAUUAUCCUUCCUCCACCAACUGUACUGCUGGCACUAUGCAUUCCAGUCGGUAGCGUUCUCCUGGCAUCAACCGCACUCAGAUUCGUCACCAGACUUCCAGAUAGUGAAGCAUGAUAAAUCACUCGAGAACAUUUCCACUGCUCCAGAAUCCAGGGGCGGCAUGCUUUACACCACUUUAGCCAAUGGUUGGCAUUGCACAUAGUGAUCUUAGGCUUGUGUGCAGCUGCUUGGCCAUGGAAACCCAUUUCAUGAUGCUACAGACACACAGUUCUUGUGCUGAUGUUGCUUCCAGAGGCAGUUUGGAACUCUGUAGUGAGUGAUGCAUUUAGGGCACUCAGCAGCCCUGCUCUGUAAGUUUGCAUGGUCUGCUGCUUCAUGACUGACCUGUUGUUGCUUCUAGGUGCCUCCAUUUCACAAUAACAGCACUUACAGUUGACCAUGGCAGAUCUAACAGGGCAGAAAUUUGACUUGUGGUAAAAGUGGCAUCCUAUGACAGUACCACAUUUAAAGCCACUGAGCUCUUCGGUGUGAAUCAUUCUACUGCCACUGUUUGUCUAUGGAGAUUGCAUGGCUAUGUGCUUGAUUUUAUCCACCUGUUAGCAAUGAGUUUGACUGAACCACCUGAAAUCAGUAAUUAAGAGGGGUGUCCACAUACUUUUAGCCAUAUAGUGUGUCAUCCAAAUACAUACACAAAUCUUUAUAUAUACUUCUCUUAUCUGACAUUGUUACACUGCUCUGUAAUAUAAUUAUAAUAAUAAACUAUUUUAGAAAUUAGCAAGAAUAGUCCAGUAAGUAGUAGGAAGUAGUGUGAUGGCCUUGGAAGCCCCUUCACAUGGUCAGACCUUUUAUCUCCUGUAUUUGUAAAAUAAAUCUGACUGUAUUUGGAUGCAUGUAUUGUCCAAUUGUCCACUAUAUUGUCUAUCACUUGCUUUUUAAAAAAGGAUUCUACUCAUGUCCAUUAACAUGAAAAUACAGUAUGUGUGCAUAAACAUCUCAACUUUCACCCCUGGAUUAAACCCUUCAACUCACUAUUACUGAUUUGUAACAAUAUCUUACAUAACAACAUAUAAGAUAUUGGUAUUAAUUAAACCUGUGUUACACCUAAACAACAAAACCAGAGAAUGUUUUAGCAGUGCAUAAAAAAGCAUCUGCUAUCUGAAUUGUAUUUUUAAACAUCUGUCCUUUUAAAGGAAGCUCCCUUUAUCUCCACGGCUGGCGGUGGAGCUAAAAAGAACCAGACGCUAUCUGAAGUAGGAGAGUGCCGUCUGCUCAGGCCCUUUUUAAAAACAAGGCCCAGGUUAAAGAUGACAGAGAAGGCACCAUGUGACCUCAAGUCAAGUGGCCUACGUCGGUAGGGCGCUUAUCUAAAAGGAGUUAGAAAGGGAAGGAUGGCACGGAGAAGCCACGGCACUUCAGAAGAGAGCUAUGAAAAAGAAGCUACUGUGUUUGAGUUUAUAUAAUAUUGUUAGCUUUAAUUAAAAUGAGCGAUUGAUUGGAUGGGAGUUGGGGUCAAAGCACAGAAUCAGGAGCCUCCGUGGAGCUGAUGAGGGCUAAAGACUGUUGCUAAAGGAACUUAACUGAGGCUCUUGAGCUGGUUUGGGAUUUGAACUCACAACUCUCCUGGGGUGUGAAAAAAUCUGCUGUUAUUACCAAAUCAUUUGAGCACUGGGACUCAGGGUGGCAAUGACAGAGUGGACACUGCUGAAGCGGCUCCUUGAUGCCGUGCAUCAGCAUUCGACCCUGAUAGGCCGGAUCUGGCUGACGGUGAUGGCAAUUUUUCGGUUGCUGGUGGUUGCCGUGGCGGCUGAAGACGUGUACGCUGAUGAACGUACCAUGUUUGUGUGUGAUACACUGCAGCCAGGCUGCUCUAAUGUGUGCUACGAUGCCUUUGCGCCCAUCUCUCAGCCACGUUUCUGGGUCUUCCAUAUUGUCGCCGUGUCCACGCCGUCACUUUUCUUCAUUCUCUACACCUGGCACAACCUUUCCAAGAUGGCACCUGGGCAAAACACGGACGAGUGUGUGCGGAACUGUAAUUCUGAAAGCUGCUCCAUGACGUCUCAUCAUCACCCGAGAGACAAGGUGGCUGAUGUUCUGGAGAAAAACAUGUGCGUUUCACUACCUCGCAGCACUCUCGUCCAAAAACAUGCCUCUCUGACAAGAGGUUCCUCAGGAGUCCUGUCCAAAGCCUACGUGCUCCAUGUGUGUUUCCGUGCUGCAUUGGAGCUGGCAUUCCUUUCCCUUCAGUGGCUGCUUUUCGGAUUCUACGUCCCGGCUCGUUUCAUGUGUGCCGUCCCUCCUUGUCCUCAGCGCGUGGACUGCUACGUCUCACGUCCCACGGAGAAGAGCAUCUUCCUCAUUUUCAUGUUCUGCGUGGGUGUCUUCUGCAUCUUGCUAAACUUCCUGGAGCUCAAUCACCUCGGCUGGAAGAAGAUCAGAAGGUCAAUGCAAGUAAAGGAAGGAUGGAGGAGCAGUAUUUAUGGAGCAAUAAAUGAGAACGGACGAUCUGGGACGAGCAGUACAACGUCUCUGCCUACACUGGAGCUGCUGGUGGAGAAUCAACCUGAGUGGACGUGUGCAGGAAAUGAGUGCUGCCCACCAUUAAAACACGAGAAAGAAAAGUCUGAAAAGUCACUGCAGAAAGAGAGACACAAUGCAACACAAGUGCUGAGAGGAAAAACACAAUCACAUAAAGGAAGAGUGUCCAAACGAAGUGCUGAAGUCUGGAUAUAAACUGAAUCCUUCUUCACUUAUCCAUAUACCUUUCUGAUUUAGACCUUGCUUUUUGGUAAGUUUUAAAAGUGAUUGACCUUUUCUUUUUUUUAACCAUAACAAAACAUACUGAGUGUGAAACACAAUCACAUGAAGCUCAUCCAAAAAAAAAGUGAUGAGGUGUGAAUAUCAAGCUUCAGAUUUAUGAACAUGACUGUGUCUUUAAUUUAACUGUCAUACAAACAUGUUACAUUAUGUCUAACGAUUUUCCAGUAAUAGUCACCCUAGUCUUUAUAAAACAUUCUUUAAAAUAUUUUAUUUAAAUGUGCAGAUCUAAUUAAUGUGGGUUGUUCAAUUAAUCAGGCAAUUUAUCAGAUAUUGAAAAAUCCUGUGGUCUUCAAAAAACAAGUCUUGAUUGACUUAAAGAACAUUUAAUGAAAGCUACCCAAAGGAGGCGUGUCCAAAUGACUGAGUUCUGGACAUAAAUACAAAAAAAAAAAAACACUUAUAGCCUUUCAGAUUGAUGACUUAAGACAUGCUGCCAUAAAAGUACAGCUUUAGGCCUUUUAUUUCAUUUUAAAGUAAUUUACAGUAUUAAGGAAAAAAUAAGAAAAAGGCAAAACAACCAAAAGGGCAAGACACAAUCAUACAAAAGAAGAAGGGUUGUGGUCUGAAUCAAAACACUUAUCACUUAUCAUUUUGAUUGAUCAUUUAUACUUUACAC
This is a messenger RNA of Pangasianodon hypophthalmus (striped catfish), 4005 nucleotides long. It is a transcript of the gene gjd6, whose product is annotated as gap junction protein delta 6. Gene Ontology annotation, cellular component: connexin complex. The record is from RefSeq and is a predicted model, not a curated record. Bases 2256 to 3302 code for a protein of 348 amino acids. NCBI's taxonomy places the organism in Eukaryota, Metazoa, Chordata, Actinopteri, Siluriformes, Pangasiidae. Gene Ontology annotation, biological process: cell communication. The transcript has a single exon.